UGAAAAUUGCUUUAAUUUUGUAAAAAAAAAAAAAACUCAUCUAAUAAUCACUGUGGAGAGAGAAAAUGAAAGAAUUGUAGGGAGAGAAAGACGGAGAAAAUGGUUCAGAAAAGCGAUAGCGACGAAGACGAAACCUUCUACUACCGCUACUCCUCAGCCCCAGCACCACCCUCCACCAAAAACCUAGCCAAACCUUCCGGCGGCGGCGGCGGCGGCGGCGGCGGCGGAGGAAGCGGGAGCGGGAGCGGGGGCCUAGCACCAUCCAAAUCCACCGUCUACGUCAGCAACCUCGACUACAGUCUCACCAACUCCGACAUCCACACCAUCUUCUCCACCUUCGGCAAGGUCGCCAAGGUCACCGUCCUCAAGGACCGCCACACACGGCAGAGCCGCGGUGUUGCCUUCGUCCUCUUCGUCUCUCGCGAUGACGCCGUAAACGCCGCCCGAGGAAUCAACGGAAAGGUUCUCAAUAAACGAACCCUAACCGCCUCAAUCGCCUCCGAUAACGGACGCGCCGCCGAAUUUAUAAGGCGGAAGGUUUAUAAAGAUAAGAGUAGGUGUUAUGAGUGUGGAGAGAGUGGGCAUUUGUCGUACGAGUGCCCGAAGAAUCAGUUGGGACCGAGAGAGCGACCGCAGCCAAAGCGGGCACGGCGGGGAGGUGGCAGUGGAGGAAGCGGGAGGGGUGGUGGUGGGGAGGAGGAGGAGGAGUGGGAGGAAGAAGAGGGUGGGGGAGAGGGGUUUGAGGAUGAUAAUUGGGCGUCAGUGGUGGAUACUGGGGUGGAUGAGAGGUUGUUGAUGAGAGAGGAGGGAGUGGGAGAGAGGAGGAAGGCCAAGGGUAAGAGAGAGAAGAAAUCUAGCUAUUUCAGCGAUGAGAGUGGUGAUGAUGAGUGACUGUAAACAUGGGGUUUGUUUGAAGGUUUGAUUUACAGUGGGUCACUGAAGUUUCAUCUUGGAGCAUGAGCAACUUCUUAAAACAACCAAGGGAAAUCCUGUGAGAAGCAUCGUGAUACAAUGACGUGAUCAUCACAUGCAUGUAUAGACUAGCAUAGUUGUGAAAGGCUCAAGGUGCACUAAGGCGCCAAAGGGUGGAGCCUAAGCGCAAGGCGCAAGCCUAAUCGAAGUAAGGCGCGUGUAUAUAAUAAUGCAUAUUUAAACAUAUAUUAUUGUAUAUAUGCAUAAUCAAGCCGUAAUUACAGUUAAUGUAAGUAGUGAAUCAUAAAUAUAUGAAUUUUGUCAAAUAUUUCAUAAGGUUAACCAAUACGAUAUAUGAUAUAGAACCUUUUAGUUUAGUAGUCAUUAAGUAAAAAAAAAAAUGAUAUGAAUAAAUGAUUAAGAAAUACUAGGCGCUCCUUUUUUGAGCCUGGAGCCUACUAAAAAGCGUGAGCCUGAAGGCCUUAUGUGAGCCUGGUUGAAGGUGCCUAGCCUAUAGUAGGUUGAGGCGCCCUAGCUGAGCCUUGACGAGCCUGGGGUUUUUUUUGGAGCCUAGGCUCGCCUUUAACUACUAUGACUAGUAGGCAGUGAAAAUUGAGUUAGUACAGGCAACAAUAAUACUAAGGGUAUGUUUGGUACGGUGACAAAGAAAAGAAAGGAUAACAUAAGUUAUGAGGAAAAGGGAAAGAAAGGGAAGGGAAGGAUAAUUUUAAUUCCUUAUCGUGUUUGGUUGAUUAAUGAAGGAAAAGAAAGGAAAGGAUAAUAAUCGUGUUUAGGAAAGGAAAGGGAAGGAAAGUAUUUUUGUAAAUUUACUAUUAUACCCUUUUAUAUUUUAAAAAAUAAAUUUAUAGGCCUCAAAAUUUAUAGGCCCAUGGAUGAUGGGCCACCAGAAAAACAAAUAUAUUUUUAGGGCAAAUAAUUUCAGCCUCCUUAAACGCCUCCAUCUCUAUUCUCGUUCUCAACUCUUAACCUGCCCUCUCUCUCUCUCUCUCUCUCUCUCUGUAACUGCAAACUACAAAAUCUACAAGAAUCAGAAGUUCAAAGCCCAUAUAUUUCAGAACCAACAGUGGAGUAGUUAGGUCCAACGGCUUCCAUGAGCGGUGAGGAGGUCUGGUUAGCCACAAAAUUGAAAUUAGCUCCAUCCAUGUAACUAUCUGCCAUGCUUGAUUCAUCGCCGGACUGAACUUCGCCUCCCACUCGCCGUCACGCGCGCAUGCGAGUAGAUCUAACGCGUCUUUCACACGCACACUUGCCCCUUCUUCUUUGGCGACUGCAAUUCUGCCCCUUAACAUCAACUCUUGGCCGUCUAGCACCAGACCCGGAACUGGUCCGGCCUCCGUUCCUCUCCUCAACGCAAAGGUUGUACUGAAUUUUGGCGCCCUAAAAUCAAGGGUAAAUUUGGUAUUACAUUAGUCUCUCCUGCUCUCUCCUUCCCUUUCCAUCCAUUUCCUCCCAUUUUUGGGAAGAUUACGAAAGUUACUUUUAAGUCUAUUUCUAUCCCUCCAAAACCCUCCAUUUUCUUUCCUUUCCUUCCAACUUUCAAUACCAAACAUGCUUUUUAAUCACCCUCCAUAAUCUUUCUUUUCUUUUCCUCCCAUUUCCACUCUACCAAAUUGGGCCUAAAUGUAGGAUGUUAGACCAAAUGGAGGAGGUUCCAUUAGAUGGCUGAUAGCUAGCACAAUAAUAUAUUUUUAUUUAAAGAAGUAUUUUUUGAGCGCUUUUCUAAUAUAUUUUUACUUAUCAAAAAAAAUAUAUAUAUAUAUUUAAAGAAGUAUUAGGUUCUCUGCCCCGAGAAAUACGUUUUUUUUUUUUUUUUUUCAUUUUCAAUUUAGGUGUUUCCGUGUUUGGCUUUGAGUAGUAGACUAUUAGGCAGUGAAAAGUGAGUCGAAGGUUUCUGCAUUUUGUUGUACUAGUGGGGGUAAAAACGCUAAUUGAAGACGAGAUUUAGACACUACUUGGAAAAGAAUCAUUGAUUGGUAAACUUUUGAAGUUGGCAGGUAUUGCAAACAAAAAGAUGGCUAACACUUCAUGCCUGUAACUUAGGGAGAUUGAAAAAUACAAGAGACGAAGAUUAUUUAAGAUCUCAAGUAGAAUAUAUAGGUAACACAAUAGAGAAGAGGUGGUAAUUUAUAAGAUUUUAAAAGGUGUUGUAACAUUUGUAGUAUACUCUAGAGGGAACUUUUAUGAUAAUGUAAUGUAGUAAAAGAUUGUUGAGGGUAUGCUGGUAUGAGAUAGUUUAUGAUGGACUUAGACUGUAGCAAUCAUGUGGUAGAUUGUUUAUGGUGGACUUAAGACUUUAAAUGAUCAUGACAGGGAUAAAAUUGUACAAAUUAUUACUGUACUAACUUGAUGAGGCUAUAGCCCAUGAAAUCAAUUUUAACAUGAUUAACUAAUGUACAAAUUAUAAUGGAAUGGAUAGAGUUUUCAUCGUUUGUGAGGUACAAAAUAGGAGGAAAGGAGCAGAAAAGAGUCUCUUUAGGUCCACCAUUUUCUCCGCGACCAAAAGUAGACCUAGAGGUGAAGGCAGAGAGAACCCUUCCUUUACGAUUUAUCCCUUCAAACAAUACCUUGUGUUAACAUGCAAGAAUGGAAGAGUAUAGUGGUAAAAGGAAAUGCAAUCUUUUGCCUCCCUUUUUGUUUUUUUUCAUGUUAAAACAAAUAGAUGGUAGAAAAUCGGUUAGUGGUAAAAAAAAUACAAUGCUUUGCUUCCUUUUUUUUUUUUUUUUUCUUGUUAAAACAAAUAGAUGGUAGAAAAGACAGUUCUUUUCCCUAGGUAAUCUUUUUCAUCUUUCUACCUGCCCUUUCUCUCAAAUUUCCAUCUCCUACCAAAUGAUCUUAAGUGUGGAGCUUUAACGUUAAAAAGUUCCAGUGACCUAUUUUAUCCACCUUUAUAGCACUUCUUGUUUUGUUUGUACUUUGUAGUUUUCUUCUUAUGCAGUUGGCUCUCUCUGUACCGUUCAUGUUCAGCCUUGCUUGUUUUGUGCUCUGGCAUGGGAAGGUUUCUCAUAAUUCUAUCUUUUCGGGUAACUUAUUUUUGGUAAUAAUUGUUGUUUUUGGUAAGAAAUCCCUCAUUUAAGUUUAACUUGAACAUCUAUUCUUUGCUAUUCUAAAUUUUAAGUGUUUGAUGCAUAUAAUUUUGAAAUCAAACCGGGGGGUUAAUGUCAUGGCUCUCUACGCGUCCUAACACCUUGAAUUGAUGGGACUACCUCCGUUAAUGGCUUUCAUUCUGUACACUAUUUUCAUCUAUGGUUGAGUUUGUAGGUUGAAUAUAUAAGAAAUGGUUGGAUCUAGGGUUGCCUUUUCAAAUACAUUAAGGUUUUCUGGUUGGAUGGUUUUGGGCGUGAUCGGUAUCUACCCUAUUGCAACCUCAGCCAAUUUCACCAGAUUUGUAGUUUUAUAUUAUAUCUUUGUACUACUAGUAAACUUUUCAUUUUAAGUCCUUUUUUAUAGUAAAGUUCAUUCUCAUUUCUUUUCCCAAUUUUGUUGUUUCCUUUGAAUAUUGCCAACUUGGCUAUCAAAGUUAAAAUAAUAAUAAUAAUAAUAAAAUAAAAAAGAACAAGAAGAAGAACUGAAGAAGAUAGGGGUAUGUUGAUGAAUCUCAUUUGCUGUUAGCAGUUUGGCAAAGAUAUAUAUAAUGUUUAACCUUGAUUAGGCUUAACUGACAAAAACUUUGUUUAGGCAUAGACAGACUUUUGAGGGAGAGGACCUCUGACAAAACUUUAAAUCACUAUAUGAACAAUAGUUAGCGAUAUUGAUGGAUAGGGUAGCAAUAAGUCUUGCAGUGCAUUUAGAUUGAGAGGUUUGGAGGGAAAUGAAGAAAAAAGAAAGAAAAGAAGACAACCACCUUAUAUCAUACGUUUAGAUGAGUAAUUAUGAGGGAAAGAGAAGGAAAAGACGGGAAUGAUGAGACUUCUUAACUCCUCAACACCCGAUUUGUUUUCCUCCCAAAAGUGGAAGGAAAAAGGUACUGAUUGUCCUUGUUGUUUCUACUCUUUACAACAGGGGAAUUUUUUUUUUUUGGUCCCUUGAACUCGUAUAAUUAAAACGUCCAUGUACCUUCCUAUCCUCUUAUUUUUUUUUCUGGAAAUGAGGUGGGGUUAUUUCCUUUUCUCUUUCCCUCCAUAGUCAUCCAAGCAAUAUGGGGACUAACCACUAUUCAUCCUUUAUUUCCCUUUCUCUCCCAUUUAGUGCUUUCAUUCUCUUUCCUUCCCCACUUUGUUCUCCAAACAGACCGUUUACUUCCAACAUAUUAUGUAAAUGAAAUUGUUGUGAUCUUUUUAGUGUGAAACAAUAAAAAUUGAAACCUAAUCCCAUUCCUUUCUCUUAGAAUCCAUGCAUACACACUACCGGUUAUGUGCAAUGGCUUUGGCAUUUCUUACUUAACCUCAUUAUAAAAAUAGUAUUGGAUAGGACACCGGUUUUAUCCAAAGCCAUUAUAGAAUAUAGUGGUAAAACGUAAGCAUGGCAUCUAAGAGGGAGUGGUGGGGUUAGGGGAUAUUCUUAUUGCUUGUCAAUAAAAAAUAAUAAUAAAAAAAGGAAGAAGAAGAAGGAGACAGAGAGAGGGGAAUGUUGCUUUCAUAAAUCUUAACUCCGUGUAACUGAAAUUCUUUGAAUAAUAGCCUCCGGCUAUGUUGCAUGGACUCGGUAUGUGUUGUGGGUGCGCGUAUGGAUCCACUCGUUGGACGUGUCAAAUCCUCAUAUAUAUCGGCACGUGGACACUCCUGAAGAUUCAUAUUAUUUAAUAUUUUUAUUUUAUUUCUAGAGUAUAAUAGCGUCUUUAGGUAACAGUGUGCAAUAUAGGCAUUUCACUCGUUUUGAAUCAAUAAUAUAAUAAAAUUGAAUCAUUGAUAUUUUUUUUUAAGUGCGCGUCCAACUAAAAGUAUUGGGCAUGUAUCCCAUGCACAUGUCCAAGUAUUACGUGUCUGACACGGGUACUUCACCUACCUUUGAGGAGUUCAUGUAACAUAGGCCUCCUGUAUGAAGUUGUUCAGUUUAGAUCCUUUAUAGAAACUGUAUAUGAGGGAGAUAGAGAAGUAAUUCUCUUCAUUUGUUCACAAUAAGUACAUGGCACAGAACAUGUAUGAUCUGUUUGAUAUUUUAUUCUUUGUGUUAUUGUAUAAAUAGAAUUAAUUAGGAAAAGCAAGGAGAAUAGAAUUAGAGAAAGUAAAGAAGAAAGUAGAAGAGAAAGAAAUAAUCUCAAUAUCCCUUGAACAAAUUUGAAACAUAACUGACACCUACACUCCUAUUUAUAGGCACGCAAAAAGUUAAAUCCUUAACAAUUUAGCAAAUACAUGCCUAAAAUAAUUGUUGCUGAGGGUAGUUGUCGCUGCCCACCAUAGUUGUAGUUGUCGCCGCCCACCAUAGAUGGUAGAUGUUGCCGCCCAACCUAGGUGUAGCAGCUAGGGAUGGCAAAACACCCAGCCCCAUGUAGAAUGGUUAUGGGGGUGGUUAAAUUGUUUUGGACGGGGAUGGGAAUGGGAAA
Molecule: messenger RNA, 6412 nt
Organism: Cornus florida
Lineage: Eukaryota; Viridiplantae; Streptophyta; Magnoliopsida; Cornales; Cornaceae
Product: U11/U12 small nuclear ribonucleoprotein 31 kDa protein
Exons: 2
Coding region: 100-891 (263 amino acids)
Biological process (GO): mRNA splicing, via spliceosome
Cellular component (GO): U12-type spliceosomal complex
Molecular function (GO): RNA binding; zinc ion binding
Source: RefSeq, a predicted model, not a curated record